This is a messenger RNA of Paramuricea clavata, 8316 nucleotides long. NCBI's taxonomy places the organism in Eukaryota, Metazoa, Cnidaria, Anthozoa, Malacalcyonacea, Plexauridae. The record is from the annotation of a GenBank genome assembly.
UGUGGUAGCUGCAGAACAAUGGUGAAAGUUAUAUGAAGUGUUUAGGUCCAGUAGCUAACUCAAAGUUGGCAAGAUCAAUUUCAACGUCUUGUUUGCUGGUAAUGCUAGGCACAUGUGCAUGCAAAACCUGCAUUUAUGUAGCUGUGAAAUGAAGCAGGGGAAAAGGCCAAAGGAAAAAUUAUAUAAGAAAUGUAAUGUACAUUAUUCAGCAAAUGUGGAUUAAAAGAGAAGAUGUGUGAGCAGAGAAAAGAAGUGACAGUGCAAGAGAGAACAGGGCAAUGGAUGAAAUGAUAGAGUUUACCGAUGAUGAUUGUGUUGAUCUAAGAAGAAUGAUGGAGACUGUUGAUAGCAAUGAUGUAUCUGUGGACAUGGCACUCUUGUGGGAAAUGCAAAGCAGUUAGCUUCCAAAUCCACAUCAGGUUAUCGAUGGCACCCAAGAACUGGAACUUGGGGAGAUAGCAUGACAAGAUGGCGGCCGAAUUUAUAGCUCAAGGAAAAGUUCAACCAUUACGGAGCUAUUAGCCCAUUAGUCGAUGCUAUUUUUAUUGUUUGUGUACAUUAUUGUAGUUGUCAUGUCGGAGAAGUUAAAGUGCCCCUGACACAAAAUUUUUUUUCAGUCUAUUGAAAGUACUCGUUUAGUAUAGUGUCCUAGCGAAAGAAUUUUUCGAUUUCAUCAAAACGAAAAAAUUUUAGAGCCGUUUGAACAUGCAAAAUUUGGGCUUUUGGUUGGCAGGCGCCCGUGUUCGAAGGAAACUGGAACGAGCAAUUUUUGUUACGUCACGCAAGUGAGUCGGCAUACUCUAUUUAUAUUCGACUGACUAGACUUGGCGCAUAUAUAUGUAGAUUUGUGAUAAAAAAAGAUAUGCCUUUUUACUGUGUCGCAGCUAACUGCACCAAUAAAGCAUGUUUAAAAGAUGGAAUAAGUCUACACACUAUUCCAUACUUCAAUGAUGAACGUGUGGAAGCUAAAAGACGAAGAAAAGUAUGGGUUGAUUUUGUAUCCGCAAAGCGCUUGUUUGUGCCGUCAAAGACUUCGACUAUAUGCUCGGAUCAUUUUAUACCAGAGGAUUACGAGAGGCGAUUUUUUUCGUUGCCGGGGCUCAGCAAGCCUAACUACCCGAAGCUAAAGACUGACGAGCUGGGAGUUUGCGUUUUCCCUACCAUACAUGCGAAGACGAAGGAAGUUGUGCUCGAUAACCAGACGCAAAGUACGAGAAGCAAGCGAUUGGUAAGUGUUUACGCGUGUUUUCCCUUCAGAUUGUAUUUACUGUAGUAUUAUCAGGUGCUCCAUGUCAGCUAGCAAUUAUAUCGCUAACAGUUUCGUCUAUUAAUCUCUCUGUCUACAAGAUUAUAAGAAAUAUGCUUGACCAACCUGAAGAUAGUUCGUUUAUGUCACCGUUGACUGCCGAGAAAGCUUCGAAAACACCGAGGUCAUCGAGAACGAAGACAAAGGAUCAACCGGCCACGACAACCAACUCAGAAGAGAUGUUGAGUCCGUUUCCAGAAACUUUUGAUGAGCUCGUUAGUAAAACAUUGAUAAUUUCAUUCAAUAAAUAUCAAUAGAGAAUAAUACAUCAACAUGGGUGUGCGGAAAUACCAGAUUUAUUUCGAGUGUUGAACGUGAUAUCUCAAAUAGUGAAAUAUCAUGUUCAACACGAGAAAUAAAUCUGGUAUUUCCCAGCAUCCAUGUAUUUUUCUGUUUAUUAUACUCAGUAUAAAGGACAGUCUUUGAAAAGCUAUAUUUUUCACAUAAAAGCGGUAAUUGAAAAGCGAUAUAAAUUUUCACACGUGAACAUAGUCUCACAUGUGAGUUUAUCAGUGCUUGAAAUCUCCAUGAAGCACUAUACUUUAUAUAAUAAAAUAUGAUAAAUUUGUGAAAAUAUGUUUUCACGUAUUCACAACAGUUUUUAUAUGUCAUGUUUUUGAUUGCUUAUGAACAGCAAAGUCCUACCGAUGCAAAUGACAGUCAAAUAGACCAGUCCAUGGAAGGAGAUGACAAAGUUGAUGGAGAUGAUUUGUUGAUACAGAGAAACAGAAGGUUGAAAAAUAAAGUUAUUUCUCUUCAAGCAAGCCAAAAAAAGAAGGAUAGAGAAUUGAGAAAUAUGAAACGCAAAGGUGUGUGCAGCACUAGUAAACCAAGUAAUUAAAAAAAGAAAAUAUUGCCUGAAAAAAUAAGUUUAUAAUGUACCAGCAGGUUGAUGCAUAGAGAUGCCAAUGGCCCAGCCUCCAUGCGGCACGUGCCUGUUAGGUGUAACAGUCAUGUUCAUGGCAUUUGGUUUGAAAAAAUAAUCUUUUGUUCAGCGGUGGGGCAACAUAAAAAAGUGUGGGGAUUUGCAUGAUGGGGAGAGGAGUUAUCAUUUCAUUGAACAAAUGCAAUAAUCGUGUUAUUUUCUACAUUAAUAAUACUCUAUAGUAAACCUCCUUGAAGAACUGAUUCGACAUGACUCAACAGAAAGGAAUGUGGAGGAAAAAGAAGUCCUGUGUACAGAUGAUGUUUGCAUGGAUGAUUCAGAUGACGAGGUUGAAAGUGAGAUGGACCAACCAUACGUCAUGGAAAUGGACGAAAUCUCUGCUUCUGAAGAUGAAAAUGACUUAGAAGAUGAACCAGAAGCUCAGUAAGUAAACAUGCAACAGUGAAUUCUCAAUUGUGUAGAUGCAAACUAGUAAAAAGGGGAAAAGCAGUCUCUUUCUAGCUGGUAUCAUUGUAAUUACCUCUCCAGAAGUCUUGGCAGAUGAAGAUUCCUUACAACCGUAAAAUUUAAAAAAGUGUUUUUACUUUAUAGGUUGCCAACAAUUGAUGGAAAUAUCAGAACAGAACCAAAAUUUAUUGUGUUUUGGACACAACUCCUUCUACUCUUCAAAUUCUGCCACUCCUGCAAGUCUGACAACCCUUUGAUCAAGACACGCCAAGUUGGCACAAAGGUUGUUGUAACCACAACAUGCAGUAACCCCCACAUGCAAUCAGAAGAUUUCUAGUUGGCACAGUCAACCGAACAUGCCCAAUAUGAAAAUGUCUGCUGGAAACUUUCUUCUGUCCAUGGCAACUUUGCUAGCUGGUGGAUCAAUGACAAAAGUUACACAAAUUUUCCCACACAUGGGUCUUUCAUGUAUUUGUUUGCGCACAUACUUUCGUUGCCAGCGAGUAAGUAUGGCCUCUUAUGUGCACAUAUUUUACAAGUAGAAUAUAUAUUCUACUUGUAAAGGAGUUGUGAAGGAAUGGAUGAUGGAGACUAAACCAUUGUAUUGCAUUUAAUUAAUAAUUAAUGAGUUUAUAUCUUCAUUUGUAGAAACUGCUGUUUCCAGCUAUAUUUUUACAUUGGAAUAAAUAUCAAAAGAAUUUACUGCAGAAAGCUAAGGAAGCAAAAGAUGGUGUAAUCAUUUCUGGGGAUGGACGUCGUGAUAGCAUGGGCCAUUCAGCAAAAUUCUGUGCGUACACAAUAUUUUGCAGUACUUUUGCAAAAAUUGUACACUUCGACCUUGUGCAGGUAAGUCAUGCAUGGCAGUACAUCGAUAUAUGGAAUGACCAAAUCACCAGAUACACCAACAGUACUUUAUAUACGGUAUACAAUAUUUAGUGUCUGUUUCUGUAUAACAUUUACUAACUUGUAUUCCCUUUUAAUAAAUUACAGAGAAACCAAGCAGGAAGCAGUCCAGCUAUGGAAUUCAUGUGCUUUAAACUCUGCAUGGACUACCUUAUUGGAUAUGGAAUUCGCAUUACAACAUUCAUUUCUGACCGACAUACCUCUAUUGCCAAGUACAUGAGAACAAAGUUGACGAACAUUAUUCAUUACUUUGAUAUCUGGCAUUUAAAGAAAAGUUAGUACCCAAUGGUUGUUAUUUCACUGAAAACACUAGUCUGUGCAGUACUUCAUGUAAGCUGAUUUUUGUAUCUGUGCAGUUGGAGAUUUGGGGCAUGCUUACAUGGAGUAUAUAAUACCAAUAUCCUGGCUGAUCCAUAUGUAAUGUUUGUAAUGUUAAUCCUAUCCUAUCCAGUAGCAUUGUUUGGUAUCACCACUUACAUCUGAUAUCAAAUUUUCAUUCUAAAAAUCCGAAAGGUCCUGUCAAAAAUUUCCAAGGAAAAAGACUUUGAAGAACUAAAUGAGUGGAUAAAACCUUGCGAAAAUCACUUGCAUUGGAGUGCAACAUCCACUUUUGAUGGUAACGGGCUUGUGAUUUGGGCAAAAUUUAAGUCUUUCCUCAAGCAUAUUGUCAAUAAGCACUCAGAUCACAGUGAUCCACUGUUUAAUCAAUGUGCUCAUAAAGCCGACAUUCCACCAAGGAAGUGGUUAACUGAAGGUGAGUAGAGAAAACCUGCCAACAAGAGAUUAUGGUUGGGUAACAUGUCUUGUUUUAUUAACCAUGGAAACUGUUUUCUUCAGGUUCAUCAUUGCAUGAAAGAAUUUCAAGUGCCCUAACAAACUCAAGGCUUGUCAAGGGGAUUCAGCAAGCAUCACCACUGGAUCAGACCAGCUGUUUGGAAGGCUUCCGCAGUGUUUUAAACCAUUUUGCUCCAAAGAUGAUCGCAUAUAUAGCUAUGUUGGACAAUACUGUAGGUUAGUAAUGAACCAUACUGUAUUACUGUAUGCUGACUAAUAGAUUUGUUGUAUGCUGUACAGUAUAUAUUAGCCCUUUAAGUGGCAAUGCGCCCUACUUUAUUAUUUUACUCUAAUGCCAGACAAUUUUACUCAUCAGUGGGAGAGUGCUGCCACUCAAUGGGUUAAUAUUAUACUUUACCUCAAAUUUUCCAAUGAGAAAAGUGCAUUUGUACCGCUAUGACGUGACCACUGAGAGUAUAUCACACACUAUUGUGUGAGCAAUGAAAAAUGGCAGCAACGUACACACGAUGUACAACGGUAUUGACAGGUAAAAUUGUGUUGUUUUUAAGUGGAUGUUCUUUUUUUAAUAUUUAGACAUAUAUUGGCUGUCAUGCACUUCAAUUUUAAUCUGCAACGAGAGAACACAAAAAAGGCAGACAAUCAAGGGAAAAUAAAAAUUACAUACCCCAAAUUCAAAAAUGGCGAAGCAACAGUAAGGGAUGUGAGAGUUACACCAAACUUUGGUAAGUUUUUUUAAAGUUUAGUUUAGUUAGUAAGUUUAGUUUAUUUAUUUCAAUUAUUACAUAAUUCUAGAAAUUUGUUUUCUACUCAAUUUAAUAAUUUUAAUUCUCCUAAACCUUUUGUAGGAUAUGUCCAGGAUAUCUAUGCAACAUUUCUGACAGCUACUAAAAAAGAAUUAGAGAAUGCUGCCAAGAAGUUGGAAGAACCAGAACCCAUGAAUGCAAUGCUUGAGAAACAACCAAGGACUCAAGCAAUUAACAAAUGUAGAGAAAGGAAAAACAUGAUAGCUGAAGACGUUCCACCCACAACCCCAGGUAUUAACCACUAUAGUACGAUUUUGUUGUUAAAAUAAAAGUAUAUAAAUAUCUAAACUGUAUGAUCAAUAGGAAAUAUAAUUUAUUGUAAUUUACAUUUUUUUCCCUUCUUUAUUUCAGUUUCUGAAGUUCAAAGAGAAAAAGAGACUGGUGCGAGAACAGAAAAAAAAACCCACACUGCAUGGCUUGCAAGCAUCCCAUGAAGGGACACAAAUAUGUUCAAGAUUGUCCUAGAAACAGUGGACAGAGAUGAUUAUCUGUUAUAAUAUGUACAUAUUAUUAAAUUAAAUCCACUACGGUAUUUCCAAUAAUAAAGUUCCAAUUUGUCAGUGCAGUGCCUGGUUAUAUUACCGUACAUUACUGCGGAUUCAGGUAGACCAUUUAAUGCGAAUAGUUGUUGUGUUAGUUCGAAUGGUUACACAAUGACGUUUCUAAGCAGAUUUUCAAACGUUUCUAAGGCGUGGCUUCAAUGUUUAUUUUCAAAAUUUAACCAUUGUAAUUACAACAUUGAAGCCACGCCUUAGAAACGUUUGAAAAUCUGCCUAGAAACGUCAUUGUGCAACUGUUAAAACCAACACAAUAACUAUUCACAUUAAACGGUAUACCUGAAUCCGCAGUACCUAUAAUUUCAAUCAGUCUUAAAAAUGGCAAUUGCCAUAAAAAAAUUGUAAAUUCAUAGCAGUUUUAUAUUGGAACCUAGCAAGAUUGAUCAACUAAUUGUUACCCACUCUUCCCAACCCUUUACAUAAAAUUCCAGAAUCAGGGUAGGUUGGGUCUACAUUGACUGGUGCAUAACUUGGUAGUUUUUUAUCAAUCAGUGUCAAUAAAUCCAGUAAGAUCCUCCUUUUUUGCAACAGGAAAUAUGCUCCGUAUCAUUGUGUACGCACAAGAUGGUAAUGGUAUCCUUCUGUUUCCAAGUAAGCCAUAUACCAUUCUAGUAAAUUCUCUAUACGAGACACUCUGCAGGGAGCUAAAAACAAAAAUAUUGUAUGACAUAUUAUUCACUACACUUUACCAUAUUUUUUUCACUGUGUAGAUGCCCGGCAGUCAUCAACUAGUAAUCAUAAUAAAAAUAGCUCAUAUAUCAUUUUAGCAAUAUAAAAAGGUUAUUUUGUAAUGAAUUUCAGUGAGUUUACUUUGUUAAUUGGCUCAGCGGCUAAAUCAUUCUGAAACGGUUGUGGGGGCAAACCCCCUCGAUUCUGCUGCAUGUUGUGACCAGUUUUAGCCCUCCUCAACCUUCAUGGGUUGGAGGUUAGGGCUGGGGUCAUGAUUGGGACCAGAUUAUUUUUCAAAUGUGACUUUAACUAUAAAUGCCAGACAUAUCUAGUUCUACUACCCAGCUGCCAGGCAUAUAAACACAGGGGUUUUUUUCAUAGACAUGUAAUACCACAUUAGCAUAAGUGCUACAAGUUGGCCAUAUUUUUUUGGUUUUUGCAUGUCACAGGUUUUGUUUACAAACAUGUGAAAUUCACAAUGGAUUUGCCAUUUUGCACUUUAUAAUUUUGAACUCUACAUUCACUUCAGAUAACAUCAAUGUAGUACCACUUUAUAUAAUACCAAAAAUAUGCUGUAAGGACUGCCUUAUUUUAUAUAUGUACAGUGUACACACAGACCUGUCUUCUGAAUCCAUCUGAUGAUAUCUAGCUUUAUUUUUGGUUUUGUACUUGUCUGCUGUACAGUACUUGUCUGUAGACUCCAUUUUUGCAGGCAAACUGGGUCAAAACCAGGAUGUUCUGUGAUGCAUUUCAGACAAGCGUCUUGGCCAACAUCAUUGAGUACUUGCUCACUGACAAGUGCUUGUCCACAUUCGUCGAUCUCGCAGCAGCACAAACACUCAUUGGGAUUACUGAGAACAUCCCUACUACAGUUUCCACAUUUACACCUAUAUUGGUAAGAGAGUUUUAAAUUAAAACAACAAAAUAUCGCGAAACUGGCAUGAAAUGUUAAAUAGAUUGAAAUUUAUAUAUUUGUAAGCAUAAAAUUAUAAAAUCAAGAGUUCAAAACAGGUUUUGGCCAAUGGCCCAAUAUAAUUAAUAUUUGUCUUACCAUUCACUAAUUUCCAAGGAGCCGUCAAACCUUUUACGCAAAUUUUCUUCAUAUUGUAUACGUUCAUUCUCUGCCUUUUGGUAAUUUCGUAUCCAUUCCUCAUCAGCCAAAGGCUCUUCGGAAUAUGCCAAACCGAGCACAUUUUCGUUGUCUUCAAGUCUCGAAUUUGCUUUGAGCUGUUUAAAAGAUCAGGAUCUUCCAACACAACAUAACCAGGAAUAAAAUUCACAUCGGAAUCAUCGGACUGAUAGCUACUGUCGGAUUCUGUUGUCGACAUGAUAUUUAAUAGAAUUUAGAAUGAAAAACCCUUCAGCUAGCGAUCAAACCUUCGAGCUGAUUAUACAUCAAAACACUACAAACAGACAUAGAGAUUCGACUCACUUGCGUGACGUCAGAAUAAAUGCUAGUGCCAGACUCCUAUCGCCGACGGCCAUUAGCCAAAAAUAUUUGGAUUCAAACGGCUCUAAAAUUUUUUCAUUUUGAUGAAAUCGAAAAAUUCUUUCGCUAGGACACUAUACUAAACAAGUACUUUCAAUAGACUGAAAAAAUUUUUUGUGUCAGGGGCACUUUAACAGAGAAACAACAAAAGACUUUAGAGUCGCUUUUAGAUUCUAAAUUUGAAAUUAUUACCGAUAAACUUUGUGAAAUCGACAGGAAGGUUGAAGAGGCCUCGAAAUCUCUCUCCUUCCUCAGUAAUAACAUGCAAGACGCAUUAAAUAAACUGAAGAAACUAGAAGAGGCCAACCAAGAAAAUUCCCGAUAAGGAGAUUGCAAAGCUCAAAUCGGAUCCAAAGGUCGCCAAAGAUUGUCUACACACAUAUCAAAAAGUAUAUUUCAAGUUUAUAAGUAAUAAGUAUUUGAUUCAAUUCCUUUCGUGGCGUGACAGACCUGCGGAUGCC